Messenger RNA from Toxorhynchites rutilus septentrionalis, 1473 nucleotides. RefSeq names its product mitochondrial E3 ubiquitin protein ligase 1 (gene Mul1). NCBI's taxonomy places the organism in Eukaryota, Metazoa, Arthropoda, Insecta, Diptera, Culicidae. Bases 86 to 1099 code for a protein of 337 amino acids. The record is from RefSeq and is a predicted model, not a curated record. Gene Ontology annotation, biological process: organelle organization; protein ubiquitination. The transcript has 4 exons. Gene Ontology annotation, molecular function: ubiquitin-protein transferase activity.
AACCAAAAAUAUUGUCAUUUAUUUCAAGUGCAUUGCUCGGAGAGACGAGGAAAUUUUCAUUUCAAAUAAUUCAAACUAAAACAGAAUGGAUUUUGUUCAGGAGGCAGUGUUUCUGGGAGUAGAUGUGCUGCUGUUGGGACUGUGUUUAAAAGAAUAUUACUACUUCAAGAAAAUCAGCAAAUCGUUGAAGAAUGCUCCCCAAUUGACGAUUGAUGAGUCGCUGAGAGACAAAUUGAAGCAGAGUGACGGCAAAAUUAGGUACGGUGUUAUCCGUGGGACAGUGACGCCCAUCGGUACGCCUCUUAAGAGUGUAAUGACCCCCUCUGUUACUGGUGUGCUGCAGGUUAUGAAGCUUAAUGAACACAGGGUGGCUCGCGGUUUUGCCGGCUUUUGGGCCGAACAGCGGAAGCUGAUACACAUUUCGUUCAAUGAGGUUCCGUUCUGUCUUACCAAUGGAAAGCUCGGCGUUGAAGUUGUGGACGGUCUGUCUGCCGAGAUUCUAGACAUGGAUACCGUUUAUGAUAACUAUGAACCCUCGAGCUUAUCGCUCUUCGAUCAUAUAUUUGGUUUUUUCUCUGGAGUGCGCCAGAAGGGAAUGCAAACUACGGAGGAAAUUCUCCGGAAUGGGAGUUUCAUUACCGCGGUGGGAGAACUCGAACUGGACGGAAACAGUAUUCGUCUGCAACCUUCUCCCGUUGCGCCAAUGUUUCUUACGACUGCCACAAAAAGUACACUGCUGAAGAAAUUUGAGGAGGCGAAAAAUUCUAUGCUAUUCAAAGUGAUCGUCUGUGGAACGAUCUCGGCGGUGCUCGUUGGAUUGAUUACGAGGAAGAUCUACAAACGCAAGAAAAUGGAAUGGGACGAACAAGCUUUGCGAGAUAAGCUGGAGAAAAGUAGAGCGCAGCGUAGAGCGUUGGCACGUCAGCAGGUUUUCAGUGACGACCAACGAUGUGUGGUUUGCGUGGAUAAUCCAAAGGAAGUAAUAUGUUUGCCCUGCGGACAUGUGUGCCUGUGCGAAAAUUGUGCUGUGAAAAUUAAACUGAACUGCCCUGUUUGCCGGUCUAAGAUAGAAUCCAAAGCUGCUGCAUUUAUCACGUAAACACAUCUUCCAAUGCUUGGCUUAUUGUGUGAGGUAAAUUUUUCCUGCAGGGAAAGUUCGGCAGCAAUCACUGAGUCACCAUUUCUCUGGACCAAUAAAACGCCCCCGGAACUAUCUACUAGUGACGAAAAACAAGGCUCAACUAAAUUCCAUUCAGGAUGGUCUAUUGAUUGCAAUAAACAAAGAAUCGAGAAAUUUUCAACUGUUUGUACAAGUCAGCUUACCUAGUUCUCUUUUGCAAAAACCAACAACCUUCGGAAUUGUUAAAGAAAGUGGUUCCCAGUAUAUCUCUGGGUGAUGAGAUACGAAACUGGUUGCUCUGAAUCAGUAGUGGCCAGGUAUAGACAUGGUGCGGGCCGUAUUACAAUUUUCAU